UUCGGAGAUGACACAGUGGAUUUGAGCCAUGUUCCGCCGAAUCGUGACGUCCCGCGCGGCGUGUGCACAGCGCACGUUCGCGACGGCUAAGACGAAGAAGGCUGCGUCGGACCGACCAGCCAAGAGCGCCAAGUUCAAGUCCGUGUCGAAGAAGAACGAGAAGGGCAACGAUUCGGGCAAGUACGACGUCAUGUUACGUGCUCUCAAGGGCCGGGAACCCGAGCCGUACGAGUGGACAGAAGAAGAAAAACGCGAGCACUUUGAAAUUGGUCGCACGUACAACAGAAUGACGACAGUGCGCCACAACGAAUUGAUGAAGGAUCUGCAAAUGAAGAUCAACCUGAAAUGGGAAGCGAUCAACGCCCUGCCGACCGACGAACUGCGCCAGGAAGCGUUGGUCGAAGACUUCUCCAUGGUCACCAACCGACGAGGGUUCCCCACGUGGACGCCGCCGAUUCCCGGCUUCAAGCGAUUCCGCGAAGAGUAAACAGUAAUAUAGACGCAAGUGUUCAUCCACCGCCAACAA
This is a messenger RNA of Aphanomyces invadans, 526 nucleotides long. RefSeq lists its product as hypothetical. The record is from RefSeq and is a predicted model, not a curated record. NCBI's taxonomy places the organism in Eukaryota, Oomycota, Saprolegniomycetes, Saprolegniales, Verrucalvaceae. The coding region runs from base 29 to 487 and encodes 152 amino acids. Gene Ontology annotation, cellular component: mitochondrial large ribosomal subunit; mitochondrial ribosome. The transcript has a single exon.